GUGAAAUCUCUACUGUCCUCUUGUAGCCAAGAUUUUAGCAUUGGUGGGAACUAUUACUACAAGAUUUCAUCUAGACGGAUUCGUCAGAAGGAGGUACAGAUAAUUCCAUGGGUGAUCAGUGAUAGCAACUAUGUCCGCUGUCCAUCAUAUCAACUGGAUCCUGCAAAGACUGUAUUUGUUGGUGCACUGCAUGGAAUGUUGAGUGCAGAGGGAUUGGCUAACAUCAUGAAUGACCUGUUUGGAGGAGUUGUGUAUUCAGGAAUAGAUACAGACAAGCACAAAUACCCAAUAGGGUCUGGCCGAGUCACCUUUAACAAUGUGCAGUCGUAUAGAAAGGCAGUGAGAGCAGCAUUCAUUGAGAUAAAAACACCCAAGUUUACCAAAAAGGUACAGGUGGAUCCUUAUCUGGCUGACUCUCUCUGUCAGCUGUGUCAGAUGCAGCAAGGACCAUACUUCUGUCGAGAUGAGAAUUGCUUCAAGUAUUUCUGUCGAUCAUGUUGGCAGCUCACUCACCCAAUGGAUGCCCAUGGUGGCCACAAGCCUCUCAUGAGGAACUCCAAGCUCCGUACACAAACCACUCUUAGCCGAGUUAUUUAAACUAAUGUUUGUAUUCUGAUGAUAAUACCAUCUAAUUUUAGUUCAAAAUAAUUGGCAAUUUGUGUAUUCAUGGUCCAUGUCCACUCAUAUGUUGAGGUUAAUGAAAGGGGGUGUAUAUUUUGUGGUGUAGAGGUGUGUGUUUUAAGAGACUGUACCAUGACUAAGGUGUGAAAUUUUUGUAUGGACUUGAGGUGGUUGACCUAUUGCCAUAUAUCAGGUUGAUUGUGGUGUUGGUUUAAUGUUUUACUGUGUGAUUGUCAUUAUGAUACUCUAUGAAGAGGGCAUUCAUAGUAGGUUGAAUAGGAUUCCAUCAGCUUUUAUUGGCUUGCAAAAUGUGGUUUUAUUACUGCCUAAAAUACUAUUAAUAACACAAGUGUUUUUAAUAUAUCAUGCUGAAAGCUGUAUGGAAGAAGCCAGUCAGCUUCAUAUUAUUUUAAGAUGGAACUUGCCAUUUUUAGUGCAGCACACCUAAGCACUUUUAUAUUUUUUUUUGUUUUUAUUUGUGUCGGUCACAAAAGCAAAGGAGAAAGUAUCCAUUAGGUUUUUAGUUGGUGUUUCAUGCCAUGGUAAGAAAUUUUCAAGUUUUGAAUUCUGCUUAUUUGAACAUAGGAUUCUCUUUUUGUAUGUGGGCCAGUUUUAGAGAACUAGUUUACAUUUAGUCUUAUUUUAUGGAAUUUACAAAUAUUUUGAUGGGCCCAUUGACAAUAGCAUUGAGUUUGGUCCAGGUUUUCUAUCUUAAAUUGACUUUCACCUCCCCAAGGUCUUAACUGCAAAGGAAUGAAUUCACCCCCAAAGUGUUUUGUCCUCACAUUCUUUUUUAAAAGGUGGGGGCGUGGAGGAAGGUGAGUCUAAGCCAACAAAGAGUGCUUUGUUUCCUGCCUUCCUCUAGUAGGGAAAGUAAUCAAUUGUCUUUUGUUUGUUUAUCAUGACUUGGUGAUUGUCGUAGAUUUUUAAAUCGCUCAUAAUUUGUAAUCUGCUGGAGCAGUUGGGCCUCCGUGCAGUGGGUGACCAUUUUAAUGUUUGGUUACGAAAUAAUUGCCUAGUAGGAAGGUGAGGGUGUCUUCUUGUUAGUUUACUUUUUUGCACAGUACUACUAACUUUUACUUAAUUUUCUAAUAGCUUGGGUUUUUGGAGGGAAGGAAUUCCUAACAUUGGCAGGUCUGCCAAAACAUUUAAGUGAUUGUUUUGAGUUUAAAUCCACCAUUGCCUACAUCUUGUGGUUUAUUGAAUUUUUAGAUAUUAAUAGUAGAAACAUUUGCUUUAUAAGAAGUGGUCAUUUUACAUAUGGAUGAAGGUCAGUAAUUUCCGUGAGUUAAUCAUUAGAAAAGUGGACUGGUAUCUAGGUGAAUUGUUGCUUUUAAUUUACAUGGGAAUUGUAUAACAUGUUGCUAAACAUGUAUCUUUUACUACUAUGGAAGGUUAUUUCGUUGAUGACUUGGCUUUGUUGAAGGAUCUCUCUUUUUGGAAUUGCCACUGAUUAAGCAGUAAAAGUUUACUGUGAAAAUGCAAGGAAGUUUUCACAAUUUCACAGUAUUAAGAUCUUGUGAUAAUUUGUGGUUUCCUAGAUAUGUAUAUUUUUUGAAGUACACGUUCUGUUAAUCAAAUUUCAUUUUGUUACUUUUGUAUAAGAAUAUAUUCAAGGAA
Messenger RNA from Penaeus monodon (black tiger shrimp), 2241 nucleotides. Its product is annotated as cytoplasmic polyadenylation element-binding protein-like. Gene Ontology annotation, cellular component: neuron projection; synapse; cytoplasm. Gene Ontology annotation, molecular function: translation factor activity, RNA binding; ribosome binding; mRNA regulatory element binding translation repressor activity. Lineage: Eukaryota; Metazoa; Arthropoda; Malacostraca; Decapoda; Penaeidae. Gene Ontology annotation, biological process: negative regulation of cytoplasmic translation. The record is from RefSeq and is a predicted model, not a curated record.